AUGGUCGGGUACAGCCACACCUUGAAUACCACUGAGUACAGUUUUGGGUGCCACGGAGCAGUAGAAACAGUACUAAUUACAUAUGCAGCUUGCAUUACACAGUAUUUUGGCUUUGUGUUGUUAACAGUUUCAGAGUGUCUCCUGCUACCUGCGAUGGCACAUGACUGGUAUGUGGCCAUCUAUAAGCCUCAGCUUUAUACUACCAUCAUGAUUGAGAUCAUGUUUGAGAUCAGGAAGAAAACCUUCUACACCUGUGCCUCUCACCUGACAUCCAUCACCAUUUUCUUUGGAUCCCUUACUUUUAGCUACAUCCAUUCCAGCUCCAGGUACUUAAUAGAGCAGAAGAAAGCACCAGCAGUCUUCUGCAUGCUCCUGGUCCUCAUGCUGAACCCCUUGAUUGAUAGCCUGAGAAACAAGGAGGUGAGGAGCAGCUUCAGAGGGACAUCUAAGGUAAGAGAGCUUUUCCACUAA
This is a messenger RNA of Centrocercus urophasianus (Greater sage-grouse), 471 nucleotides long. RefSeq names its product putative olfactory receptor 8G3 pseudogene. Lineage: Eukaryota; Metazoa; Chordata; Aves; Galliformes; Phasianidae. The transcript is spliced from 3 exons. Gene Ontology annotation, molecular function: odorant binding; olfactory receptor activity. Bases 1 to 471 code for a protein of 156 amino acids. The record is from RefSeq and is a predicted model, not a curated record. Gene Ontology annotation, biological process: sensory perception of smell; G protein-coupled receptor signaling pathway.